CAACAAUAGCAUCACUUGAUUUACCGGCGACUUGGAGGCAGUUCGAAACGACACUCCAAGACGAUGGAGCCCUAUCACCGGCCGCCAGUCAACCUUCUUCCGGUGCCGGACUGCCCCCGAUUCUUCGUGAUGAGGUAGGUAUAUCAAGGCGAGCUUCCUCAAGCUUAUCAAGACCCAUGUAUCACGUAGAAUCUCCCAUCCAUCUCAGACAUAUUCGCAGCCAAGAUGGCCGUCGAUACACUCCCCCCACCGGUCCAGCCUAAAAGCGUGAAGUUCGCUAUUGAUCGAGGUGGCACCUUCACUGACGUCUUUGCUGCUGUGCCGGGUCGGGAAGACAUAGUCCUCAAACUAUUAUCCGUUGACCCCGGUAGUUACGAUGAUGCACCAGCAGAAGGAAUUCGCCGAGUGCUUGAGAUUGUCUCCGGCCAGCCUGUUCCACGAGGUGCUCCGAUACCCAAGGACUUAAUUCACUCUAUUCGAAUGGGAACGACAGUCGCUACAAAUGCGCUGUUGGAAAGGAAAGGAACAAGGCAUGCAUUUGUGGUCAAUCAGGGGUUUGGCGACUUAUUAGAGAUCGGCUACCAGUCGAGGCCAAAGCUAUUUGACCUUGACAUCAGGAAACCGGAACUACUCUACGACAAGGUGGUCGAAGUGUCUGAACGCAUCACAGUCGAAGAGUUUGACGAAGAUGUUACGAAAGAUAGCCGUCCGCCGCUUCAAGAAAUCCCUGGUGUCCUUGUAAAAGGCAUCACCGGUGAAAUUCUGCGCAUCAUCCGUCCCCUAGACGAGACAGAAGUACGGGGAAAGCUAUAUCAGCUUAGAGAAGACGGGAUUGAUACGCUUGCUAUAUGUUUAGCGCAUUCAUACAUUUAUCCGUUCCACGAACAGAGGAUCGCGGAAAUCGCUAGGGAAAUGGGAUUUACACACGUCUCGACGUCUUCUUCAGUUGGCGCGAACAUGAUCAAAAUGAUCUCGCGAGGCAGUUCUGCCUCCGCUGAUGCGUAUCUCACGCCAGAGAUCACCCGUUACGUGUCGGGCUUCGCAAAGGUUUUCGCUGACGGCAAUCUAGACGGCGUCUCAUGCGAAUUCAUGCAAUCCGAUGGUGGAUUAGUCAGCCAUAAGAACUUUAAUGGCCUAAGGGGUAUUCUCAGUGGCCCCGCCGGAGGUGUCGUCGGGCACGCUAGAACUUCCUACGACGGGACUUCUCCUAUCGUCGGCUUCGACAUGGGUGGCACGAGUACAGAUGUCUCGCGAUACGGAGGGGCCUUUGACCACGUAUUCGAGACAACAACGGCGGGAGUUUCUAUACAGUCUCCGCAGCUGGAUAUCAAUACAGUAGCUGCCGGAGGUGGCUCCAUGCUUUUCUUUAGGGAUGGGUUAUUCGUCGUCGGACCGGACAGUGCUGGAGCUCAUCCCGGACCUGCUUCUUAUAGGAAAGGAGGCCCACUAACAGUUACAGACGCAAACUUGUUUCUUGGACGAUUAAUUCCAGAAUAUUUCCCUAAGAUCUUCGGCCCUAGUGAAGAUCUUCCUCUCGACACGGAUAUCGUGGUGCAGAAGUUCGAGGAGCUCGCUGCGCGGAUAAAUGCUGAGACUGGGCGCUCGAUGACUCCACUUGAGGUUGCUCAUGGCUUCAUCGAUGUAGCUAAUGAGUCCAUGGGUCGUCCUAUUCGCGCACUUACCGAGGCUCGCGGGUAUGAGGCUGCGCAACACAACCUUGCGACCUUCGGCGGCGCUGGUGGCCAGCACGCUUGCGAAAUCGGGAAGAAGCUGGGUAUCAAGAGAAUAGUGAUCCACAAAUACUCUAGUAUCCUUUCAGCUUACGGCAUGGCUCUAGCGGAAGUUGUGCAGGAAGCCCAGGAACCGAGCUCUGAGAUUCUAUCCGAAGAGUCUCUAGUUCGACUGAUGGCCCGGAUGCAAGACCUCAAAGCAAAAGCUACCCAGAGUCUCCUUGCGCAGGGAAUUGCAGAGGAAUUCAUCGAACACGAACAGUAUCUUAACCUUAGAUACCAAGGCACCGAUACUAAUUUCAUGAUCCUUUCUCCGGCUGAUGGCGAUUGGAGAUCAUCGCUUGAGAAGGAGCAUCUCAGGGAGUUGUCAUUCGUCUUUCCCAGUGACAAGAAGGUUCAUGUUGAUAAUGUGCGAGUUCGUGGAGUCGGUAGGAGCACAGAAGUUAGCCACGAUAACUCGAAACUUGUGAAGGAACUCAAGUCUCACGCCGGCUUGGAAGUUCAGGGUGGAGAGGAUAAAAUCACGCAAGCAUACUUCGCAGCUGGCGGCCUACAACCGACCAAAGUCUUUCGACUUAAUAAGCUAGCCCCUGGCAGCGUCGUGUCUGGCCCGGCGAUAAUAAUCGACAAUACCCAAACUAUAGUGAUCGUACCGGGAUCCCAGGCACGAAUUCUAUCUUCGCACGUUGUUAUCGAUGUGGUUGACGAGAAACCCCAGCAGUCUGAAGAGGAACAUGAGCUCGUAGUGGACCCAAUCAAACUUAGCAUCUUCGGUCAUCGAUUCAUGAGUAUCGCAGAGCAGAUGGGUAGGACUCUACAGAAGACAAGUAUAUCUAUCAACAUCAAGGAGCGUCUGGACUUCUCCUGUGCCAUCUUUAGCCCCGAUGGCGACCUGGUGGCGAAUGCGCCUCAUGUUCCCGUCCACCUUGGCUCGAUGUCGUAUGCUGUCAAGUAUCAACACAUCCUCCACCAGGGGAAAUUGCGCCCUGGCGAUGUAUUGGUUUCGAACUCGCCAACUUGCGGAGGCACUCACUUACCAGAUAUCACCGUCAUCACCCCCGUGUUUGAUACGGAUGGGAAGACAAUUUGCUUUUACACAGCAUCAAGAGGUCACCACCUGGACAUAGGUGGCUAUCGUGGUAACUCCAUGCCCCCUGACUCCACUGAGCUGUGGCAAGAAGGCGCCAUUAUCGAAUCCUUCUUUCUCGUUCGCGACAACCAUUUCGAUGAGGAGGGUAUUGUCAAGAUUCUCCUCGAACCCGGGAAAUACCCCGAAUGCAGUGGCUCUAGACGGUUGAAUGAUAAUUUAUCCGAUUUGAAGGCCCAAAUUGCAGCAAACACCAAAGGCAGUAAUCUCAUCAAAGCCCUGAUGGAGGAAUAUUCCAAGCACAUCGUCCAUUUCUACAUGAAGAAGAUCCAAGAGAACGCCGAGGUUUCCGUUCGUGGGUAUUUGAAAUCUGCUUACAAGAAAUACGGAUCGAAACCGCUUAAGGCAAAGCAAUUCUUAGAUAACGGCUCCAUGAUGACCGUCUCGAUUACCAUAGACGAAAGCGGCUUCGGUACAUUCGACUUCACUGGGACAACUUGCGAAAUGCUCUCGAACAUGAACGCUCCUCCAGCCAUUACAUAUUCAGCGCUGAUUUACACGCUGAGAUUAUUAAUCGGCUCAGACAUUCCCCUGAAUCAAGGUUGCCUAGCGCCGACGAAAGUUAUCCUUCCCAAGAACUGCUUCUUGAACCCCUCAUCCGGACCGGCCGUCUGCUGCGGCAACACCCUAACCUCUCAACGCCUAGUCGAUCUCCUUCUUGAUGCUUUCAAAGCCUCGGCCGGGUCCCAGGGCUGCAUGAACUGCUUCGGCUUCUUCGGCAACUGCAAGGACGACUCGGGCUCACCCCAAACCGGGUUCGGCUUCGGGUACGGCGAGACGAUCUGCGGCGGCAGCGGGGCGGGGCCGACGUGGCACGGCGCGAGCGCGGUCCAGGUCCACAUGACCAACACGCGGACGACGGACAUCGAGAUCAUCGAGAAGCGGUACCCGGUGCUCGUCAACGAGUUCUCGAUCCGCAAGGGCAGCGGCGGGCGCGGCCGGUUCAGGGGGGGCGACGGCAUCGUCAGGGAUUGGCUGUGCCGAUACCCGCUCACGUACGGCCUCAUCACCGAGCGCCGCGUCCACCGGCCCUACGGCCUGAUGGGCGGCGAGCCCGGCGCGUGCGGUGCUAAUUACUGGGUCCAGAGGCUGCCGGACGGCGGCGAGAGAUGGGUUAAUAUCGGUUCGCGCGGCCAGAUUAAUAUGAAGGAGGGGGAUCGGUGUGUUAUUCAUACUCCUGGUGGCGGUGGCUGGGGUAUGCCGGAUGAUGAUGGUGAUGAUGAGGAGGUUGGCGGAGUGACGAAUGGGGUCAAUGGGACUAAGGUCGCGUAUCCGCGAGCCGCUGGUAGUUUGCACGCGUAUUCGGCUGCUCAGGAGGCGUCGUCUUAAGGUUUACGGCUGAAGGGAUGGUGCCCUGGGCUUAAAGGGGUACGUUUAAGUUUUAGGACAUCGAUAGGUACCUAUGUGGAGAAGGUCGUUGGAUUCAUAGAGCGUUGUAUAUUGAGUACUUCUUGAUACAUAUUCAUGCUAGGUAGUAAGACAAUCUAGGCACAAGUAUACCUAUGGAGCACCGUCUGUUUCCUACGAAAACAUCGUCUACUCAGACGAUCCGUUCUCCCACAAACUC
This is a messenger RNA of Annulohypoxylon truncatum, 4444 nucleotides long. RefSeq names its product Hydantoinase B/oxoprolinase-domain-containing protein. The transcript is spliced from 9 exons. Lineage: Eukaryota; Fungi; Ascomycota; Sordariomycetes; Xylariales; Hypoxylaceae. The record is from RefSeq and is a predicted model, not a curated record. Gene Ontology annotation, molecular function: 5-oxoprolinase (ATP-hydrolyzing) activity. The coding region runs from base 226 to 4206 and encodes 1326 amino acids. Gene Ontology annotation, cellular component: cytosol. Gene Ontology annotation, biological process: glutathione metabolic process.